AUGAGUAGUUAAUUUGAAGCUAAUGAUUAAAUGCUAUAAGAAGAUGAUUCCCAAUUCAUAGAAUAAAUUACUCAGAAACUGACGAAGAUCAGAAAUAAUCUCGGAAUAGACAUUUAUGACCAAGAAAAUCUGAAAACUCCAUAAUCCGAGUAAUCUGGUAGAAAUAAUGAGCACAACACAUUCGGCAGAGAAAAGAAAACAACAGAAUCCAAAAUUAAUAUGCAAGAUGUGCAAGAACUCAAUUUUAUCACCAGCUCUAAACAUAAGAAUAAUCAUAAUAUCAAUAAUAACAAUGACUAUUAGUAUUCGGGUCAAAGUGGCAAAGAAGAACAACCCUAUCAGAUAUCAUAAUCAGGUACCAAGGAUGAUAUAUUGCCAUAAUAGAUUAGUUUCUUAUAAAACAAAUUGGAGGCCCUUAAAUAAAUUUAUCCUACUCAAGGUUAAGAUUAAGCUAGCUUUCUGGAGAGAGAGAAUGUGUAUCUGAAGAUUGAAUUGGAAUUGAAAUCCAAGUAGGAGAGAUUCUUAAGACAAUAAUUAACAACAUUAACAGAAGAAUAUAAUUUGAAAUAACAACAACUACAACAAAGUAUCUAAGAUCUCAAGUAACAACACGAGGAAUUCGUUUACGCUACAGAUCUGACCUAAGAUAUCAAAUAAUACAUUCUAUCCUUAGAGUCUGAUUUGCAUUUGACAAAAGGUGAGUUGGACUUGUUCACCUAGAGAUUAGCCAAAGAAUAAUCUGAAAAAGAAAUGCUUCAGAAUUAACUCAAUAAUAUUCACACCAAGGCCAAAGAUGAAUUCCAGAAACUUUAUGAAAAAGCAUUCAAAGAGUUGUAAUUCAUGUGUCAAGCUCUGAGUUCAGAAUUGCUCACUGAAUAGAUUGAUAAGAAAGUCAGUAGAAUUUCUUAGCAAACAAAUCUAUCCAAGAUGUAUCAAGAUCUCAUUGACGAAAAGAUGAUUCUAGAAACCAAAAUUGACAACCUCGAAAAUCAAUUGGAAUCCUAUUAAAAUAAGCAAUUUAGUAUCAGCUAUGCCCCAUCCAUCAAGUCGGUCUAUGAGAAACGAUUGCAUGUCAUGAAAUAGGGUUUAUUGCACUGGAAAACUAGAACUCAGCAAAUCGAAUAGAUUGUACUUUAAUGGAUCCAAAAAUUGAAACAAGAAAAUCAAUAGUUAAAAACAUCACUAGUAAAGAAAUAGAAUAAAAUGUUUGUUGUGUUUGAAAAUCUAUUACGAGAAAUAUAUCAGCAAUUUGAAUAGGACAAGUAUAUUCAAAUGGAAGAGAUUAAGAAACUUUAAGAACAAAAGGUUGAUGAUCAAGUGAAGAUCACUAAACUUAGAUCAACAAUUUAAUAAUAAAGUAAAACUAAAAAAAGAUGA
Paramecium tetraurelia is the source of this 1377-nucleotide messenger RNA. RefSeq lists its product as uncharacterized. The record is from RefSeq and is a predicted model, not a curated record. Lineage: Eukaryota; Ciliophora; Oligohymenophorea; Peniculida; Parameciidae. The transcript is spliced from 3 exons.